Dentiscutata heterogama is the source of this 488-nucleotide messenger RNA. NCBI's taxonomy places the organism in Eukaryota, Fungi, Glomeromycota, Glomeromycetes, Diversisporales, Gigasporaceae. The record is from the annotation of a GenBank genome assembly.
AAUAUUCAAGAUACUCAAAAAGAUACUGCUGAUAUAAGUACAAAUAUCACAUCGCAUGAUGAUAAAGUAAGAAACAUCAAAACACGGAAACAUCUAUCAAAAAGCGAAAUUUAUCAACUUUCGCUACCUGUAAAAUUCGAUGACAAUCUUCAGUUUACUUAUGACAUCAUAAGCACAUAUGAUAAUUAUAUGGAAAAAAAAGCAGCUUUAAUAUAUAGGCGUGUAGAAUUUUACAAGCAAAUAAGUUACACUUUAUUAAACGAUGAUGGCACAUUCGAUACGUAUAUAAAUUUGCAUUCUGGUGAUAUUGUACAAAUUCAAGAAGAAACUGGGUUGUCUUAUGCUAUACUAAAGGAGAUAUUUACGCAUAGAUAUAAUGAUAGUUUAGUAUAUUCAUUUAUUUGGGUUGACUGGUUGCAGGAAUGCUCUAUACUUGAUCCAAUUCUUCAAUGUCCAGUUUACAAAAAACAAACAGCUAAAAAUACAAG